Molecule: messenger RNA, 3151 nt
Organism: Actinia tenebrosa (Australian red waratah sea anemone)
Lineage: Eukaryota; Metazoa; Cnidaria; Anthozoa; Actiniaria; Actiniidae
Product: alpha-1D adrenergic receptor
Biological process (GO): G protein-coupled receptor signaling pathway
Cellular component (GO): membrane
Molecular function (GO): G protein-coupled receptor activity
Source: RefSeq, a predicted model, not a curated record
AUAUAACCCAUUCCUUCAAUCACAUGAAAUGCGGAAAAGAACAAAAAGCUCCAAAAUCUUUGAUUAUUUUAAGUUGAUUGACGAUUUGCCACACAAAUUGGUUGCAAUUAAAGUCAGAAAACGUUUUGGCGAACAAAAAAAGCAAAAAAGGAGUUCUAGCUCUUUCAUCCGGGGACAUUACGUAGCAGAACGACUCAUUCAACGAAAGUAAACUCAAGGUCAAGCAAAUCAAAGUGAAAUUUUUCAAGGCUUCGCUUGUUAUGUUAACUCCAUUACGCUGAUGUGAGGAAAAACAAYCAGAAAAGCUAACGUAUCAAACGGAAAAGGAAUGAAAACAUCUGAUAUUUAAGGUGAAUAUGACAUUGACUCAACCAUGAACAACAGUUCAUACCAUGGUGAGCCUUUUGAAAAACAAGUCCCUUUUGAAGCACUAGCAGUAAUUUUAACUGUUAUGUCCCUUGGGACCAUAAUUGGAAACAUACUAGUGCUYCUAGCUAUAUGGACCCAGUCCUCACUUCAACGUCCCACGUACAUUCCUAUUGGAAGCCUGGCACUAGCAGAUCUAUUGGCGGGUAUUUUUGCUAUGCCYGCUUACCUUAUCAAGAAGUCUCCAUUAGGGCUUGGGUCUUUUGAAGGCGUCAUUUGUGACACUUUUCGSUUCAGUUACUUUGUUUCUGGUUAUGCUUCUAUAGUCAGCUUAACAGUCAUCAGUAUCGAGCGGUUGGUCGCUGUCAGAUUCCCGCUCAAAUAUCACGACAUCAUCUCAAGUCGUCGACUUCGCCUUUCUCUURUCAUAGCUUGGAUAGAUGUCCUAAUUGUAUCAGCAAUACCCUUCAUACCUCUUGAAGACGAGCUAGAAGGAAACUGUCAUUACCGACCGGUCGGUUGGUGGAGCAUGAUGGUGAUUAUCUGCAAUGUUUUUGCUCCUUUUCUCUUCAUUCUAAUCUGCUACAUCGACAUCUACAYUACUGUUCGUCGGCAGAUCCGAAAAAUACAAAACCAGAACAAUAUUUCUAACUUACGCAAACAUAAACGAGAAACAAAGGGCACRAAGACAGUCACCAUUGUACUUGGUCUCUUCAUCUUGUCUUGGUUUCCAUCCUGUUUAUAUUAUUUUCUAAGAGAAAUUUGUCCGCAGUGUUUUCCCCGCAAGUUCGCGAACGAAGGAAUCUUCAACUCUUUGGUAAAACUGCUGACCUUUGCGGGCUCAUUUUGGAAUCCGCUGAUUUACUGCUGGCGCAGUUUGGAAUUUCGAUCGGCUUUUUUGAGAAUUCUAAUGAGAAAAUCUAUCAUGACAAGCAGUGCGCAAUCCCCUUCUCUUUCUGUUGGUUUACACAUGCACUAAACUGCAUUGACUAUUGAUUUAUAUCCUAUAGKACAGUCUUUAGAUUACUAUAUAGAGGCCAGAUCAAAACAAUGGUAAAAAAUGGGGACCCGAUUUUAUUGAAUUUGGUGAUGGGUACAGAUAUAUGGCCCCCUACCUCAAAGACUGCUCGAUAUUGGGUGUCUGUUAUUGACUAUUUCUCAUAUACAAGGGUACCAGACAGGUCAUUGUCAUGAUAUUUAGUGGAGGCUUUGAUUAUGGUUGCUUGCUUUAAUGACGAUUAAUUCGGUAUACUUAUUCUGGUGCUUAACUUGAUACAAUGUGUGUAGAGAGAGGGGAGAGAGAGUCAUAUUACAUUUGUUACAUAAUAGAACCUAAUAUUGCGUGACAAGUAUAUAUUAUUACAGUCAUGAUAUUCAUUUCUACGAUUUGAUGUUAACGGUUAAUUUGGAAAUAUUUGGGACGGAUUCUAGCAUUUUACUUCCAAAGGAGUUGGUAUCAAGUAGCCCCCAAGAGAAUAUUAAUAUUACAUCACAUUCUCUUGGUAGCCCCACCACUCCAUUCUAGAUUGGGUCCACCGUAAGAUGCGAUUGUUUUGACCAUAGCCUUAACUCUAAGAGCUCUCAAUAUAUUAAAAAGACUUAUGCAUUGAUAUGCUUAUGAUUCAUGGGAAAGUCAAACUUCAACAUGAAUGAAUUUUUUUCUAUUUUUUCUAAUUUAUGUGAAAUUUGCUAUUGAUGUGUGCGUCUCCGUUCAUCACACCUUAGGUUACAUGCGUUUCUCCUUCCGAAUAUAAGAUGAAUUUUUUUACGGCAUUUGCCAGAAGACCUUGAGUUUUUCGUGGACAUUUGAAUACUAAUGAAGAAAGAAAUAAUUCGCUUUGCAUUUGCACGUGUGUGAGGAAUGUCACCGUUACUUUGUAUACAUUAUUCAUUGGCAAUAUAUUUUCGUCAAUAUUGAUAUGUACACUUGAAAGUUGCAAUUUGGCCUCUGACCAACUGCGCAAACAUUGUAUUUGCUCGAAUUUAAUGGAAAUAAACUAUUAUUUACAAAGCGGCUACAUCCAAUAACAUAUGAAAAACAAAUCAUGUAGACAUUGAAAUUUUGAAUCCUGUUAAUUUUUUUCACAUGGCAGACUUUUCUUUUUCAUGCCUGAACUGGCUGACAAAGGCAAGAAAAUGAGGGCUCCCAGUCAUCUUGCAAGAUAGAGCAAGGCUGCUCAUUCAAAAUAAAGUUGGAUAGCGCGAAUUAAGGUCAAACUAAGGCAUUGUCCACGCGAUGCCGGAUUUUUUUUGUAUCCGCAAAUUUGUUUAAUUUUGUGGAUACAAAAUUUUUCGCGUCCACACGUAUUCGUAUUUGUCGCGUUUUCCAACACUUCCAUUCUUGAGACCGUUUUAAAAAAUUUGCGGAUACGUGUGGACGCAACCCGUAAUCGUGAAAAAAAAAUUUGCGGAUACACAAAUUUUCGGCAUGUGGACGCGGCCUAAAAAGUUCAAUUUCUAUACUUUUCUCAAUAAACGCAUUUCAUGUGCUUUUUUAUUUUUUAUUGUUAACUAAUGAACGGGUGACCUCAUUUUCUUGCACUUGUCAGCCAUUAUGAGAGUGGUGCUCUCAACCUCUAAGCAACUUUGUAUAAACGUGUUUAGAGCACUUACCCGCGUGCUUUAGCGUUUAUYGUGCAGUUGCAAUUAACUGGAAAUAACUUCUCAAAGCAAUUGCGUGCAUCUUACUUGACCCGAGGGGUUGCCCUGUACCUGCCACCUCUAAUAGUGAAAUCCUGGAUUUUGUUUUCAAAUGUUUCUAAAAUUAAAAGUCAAAUAACAUAAA